UGUACUAUGGAGUUGAAACAACAAACACAACGAAUAUCCUUUAAAAUCAAGCACAAAUCAGAGAAAAAAUCAAAUCAAUCAUCGAAAGCUAGAGCUCACAACAAUGUCAAUGAAUGUUAGAGAGAGAGAGGGUAGAGAGAGCGUGAUUGUUGUGUUGGUUGGAACUAGGGUUUCCACGGAGAAGAGUGGAGUGGCGGCGCUCAGGUGCGCUCUGCGUGACGUUGUACGGACGAACGAUGAAGUUUUGGUUCUGAUUAUGAUGGAUUCGGAGGGGGAUGCAUCGACGCCGUUGAAUGCCGCAGGUGGUUGUUGUUGUAUGGGAGAUGAACGGUCUGAUCAAUCUAUAUGUGAGGAAAGCGAUUCGUAUAUCAAUUUUGUACAUGAAGAGAUCAAUCAGAGAAAGGAAUUUUACAGGCAGAUCUUUAGACCUUAUUAUGAUAGAUGCAAAAGCAUUGGAGUUAAGUUUCAGGUGAAGAUAGCCACCGGCUUCGAACCACAGGCCUUGGUAGUGGAAGAGGCAAACAUCGAUGCCACUUGGAUUGUCAUGGACAGCUGCAAGACUACCCAGUAA
This is a messenger RNA of Camellia sinensis, 571 nucleotides long. The record is from RefSeq and is a predicted model, not a curated record. Lineage: Eukaryota; Viridiplantae; Streptophyta; Magnoliopsida; Ericales; Theaceae.